Molecule: messenger RNA, 1081 nt
Organism: Thermothelomyces thermophilus ATCC 42464
Lineage: Eukaryota; Fungi; Ascomycota; Sordariomycetes; Sordariales; Chaetomiaceae
Exons: 1
Source: RefSeq, a predicted model, not a curated record
CGGGGCUCCCAUCUCUGCAGACGUCGGAUCGGCCGCCAUCGGACAGGUUGACAUUGACUGCAAAUACCACCGGAAGAAGGCCCGAUGGGGCGUCCUGAGCAAUGACCAGAGGCCGGCGGGCACAUGGACAUCACCUUCAGGCAGCCCCAUGGCUACUGACUCGAGCGAGCACAUGUCUACGUUACUUUGAGCGAAGCUCUGUCGUCGUACGCCCUCUCACCCCGUCUCUCGGCUCCGAACAUGCUGUGCAAAUCACAGAGCACUACGGCCCCCGCUACCUUACCGGCACUAAAACAGUCCUCACCAAAACCAAAGAGGACGCGCUUGUCCCUACUGUUGGCAUUAUGGGCUUCGAGCUUGGCAGCGUCGGUCGCAAGACCAGCAUCUCCAAGAAGCGUGCCAGCCAAUGGGUUUUCAAAGGCACUGUGCGCAGACCGCAGGGCCGUGACGGUCUUCGAACACUCGAAUGGGCUCGAAUGGGACCUCUCCGAGAACAGCAUCAACCCCGAACAAGCCCACAGUCAGACGUAUCACACCGCAUUCGGCUUUGAGCACAGCAAGCGUCCCCUCUUCAUGCGCGUUGAGGUCGAAGGCAAGCUGCGCGGUAGGAGUCGCCAAAUGAAGCACGACCUGCUCAAGUUCUCGCCACGUUCGGCAGAAAUUUACAUUGACGGAGAUGAUUUUGCCAGGCAUGUCGAGUUCAAGAAACCCCUAGAUCAGAUUGCGCGGAGCCUUGACAUGGCCAUGCAAAUGGAGAAUAUAAAGAAGAUACCUGUCGAGAUGCCAGACCAAAUGCCCGCGCAGUUCACCCGCGAAAACAUCACACAGAACUCGCCAAGUGAAGCACAGAUGUUGCUGCCUCAACAACGACCUGUUUCCCUUCGGAAGAACUGGGAACAAGCGAGGGCCAGGAAGUGGAAGAACGCCUUGAACUCCAAGGACAUGAGUGCAGCUUCGUUGAACAACACGCUCAGGAUCCCGUUCUCGAGUCUCUUCGGAGACAGCUACAAAGCCAGGCCGCUAGCGACAUGGACGCCUAUAACCUGAUGGAGGAGGCAAGAACUCGAGGCUCUGAGACAGU